AUGGCUCGCGAAAAGAACGACAAGGACGCACGUAAAAAAGAGGAGCAAGAAGAAGAGGAAGAAGAAGAAGAAGAAGAAGAGGAGGAGGAAGAAGAAGAGGAGGAAGAAGACGAAGAAUGGACAGAACUUGUUGAACUUGAGGAGUACCAAGAUGGACCUAGUACAUAUUAUGUAGGUGGAUUUAGUACUUUAAAAAAUCUACAGGAUGUAUUAGAAAUCGUAACAUACCGUGAAGAUCUUGUUCUUGUUUAUCCUGGUUCAUAUACUGAGAAGGAGGUAAAAAUGGAUGAAACACGUUUAGAUGGUCUUCACAUAAUGGGUGUACCUGUGGCGAUGGGACUAAAGUAUGGAUAUCCUAAAAAACUACGAAUCCCUACAGAUCAACGUCGUAUAGGACCUUGGUAUGCACCUUUUGGGGCUGAGGCACCAAAACCAAUUACAGUAACUCCUACAAAAUCAGAUCCAUCAUGUUUUCCUGUAUUUAAUGGGAAAUUGGUAGUAGUUAACAGUGGACCUUUUAUUGCUACUGGUAAAGAAGAUUCAACAGAACCGGUACUAAAACCUAUCAAACACUAUGAUCCUCGAGAAGAUGCAAUGGAUGAUGAAGAGGAGGAUGAGGAGCAUGAAAGAGAAAAUGAAGAUCAAGAUGAGGAUGAGGAAGAAGCAAAUAAAAAGAAUACUGUUGUAUCACGAUUAGAAGUACAAGGUUUGUGCUUCCUUGGAGGAGUCUCUUUUGAGUCUCUUAGUCGAGCUACUAUUCGUCACUGUGUUUUUGGUAAUCAAAUAAUCCAAAAAUUAUCCGAAGUGAAUGGAGUAACAUCAUCUUCAUCUUCUUCAACACCACCACCACAGCAAGAUCAAUCAUCCUCAUCACAAGAUCAAACAUCACCAUUGGUAACGACCUUAGUAGGUCAUCCUUUAACUGCAGUACAGGUGGAAUUCUGUGUUAUUUAUGGAGGGAAAGAGCAUGCGGUUUAUGCUUUUCCACGAUGUGGGUUACGUAUUCAUAACUCACUUAUUCUCGCUCCUCAAGAAGGACAAAAAGCAGAAUCAGAGGGUUUAUUAUAUCGUGCCGCUCGUCACGCCCAACAAAGUCCAAUUCUUCGUCUUGCACAUAGAUGGCAACAUAUAUUGGAUCAAGCAAAAAUACCAAAAACAACCACAACGGCAGUUGGUGUUUACUUGGAUGAUGCAGAUGUUUCCAUUCAGGAUUGUUUUAUUGCACACAGUGGUAUUGGUAUGCUUUUAUUAAAUGGAUGCACAGGUACAGAAGUUUGUGCUACGCGAAUGGAAAGUCAUAGUACUGUUGGGAUCUUGGCUUCUGGAAGUGGGGGUUCAGCAAAAAUAAAACGCUGUGCGGUAAGGUGGUGUGGUCGAGAAUGUCUACUUAUUAAAGGUCCUGUUCCACCAUUGCUACCAGAUCCAUUGCCUGAAGAAACCCUACUGCAAGAGUCUAUGAAUGCAAAAGAAAAGGAAGAAGAAGAGGAGGAAGAGGAAGAAGAAGAGGAAGAAGAAGAAGAUGCGAAGGAAAAGGCUCUAAAUGUUGUCCCGCAGCCACCACUCAUACCUACACAGCAUCUCACAUUACGAGGAAAUGCCUUUGAGGGUGGAGUACGUCUUGAGGGUGAUAUCAGUUGCUUGUCUAUGUGUGAUAAUGUUAUUUAUAUUGGUAAAGAUGAUUCCACAACCGCUAUUCCACCCUUUGUAACACCUGCAGAAGAUAAACAUUUUGCAGUGAAGGGUUUUGAGAUUCACCUGCGUGGGGCCACACCUGCGCCAAGUGAGGCUGAGUAG
This is a messenger RNA of Trypanosoma theileri, 1794 nucleotides long. RefSeq lists its product as uncharacterized. Lineage: Eukaryota; Euglenozoa; Kinetoplastea; Trypanosomatida; Trypanosomatidae. The coding region runs from base 1 to 1794 and encodes 597 amino acids. The transcript has a single exon. The record is from RefSeq and is a predicted model, not a curated record.